Cercopithifilaria johnstoni is the source of this 384-nucleotide messenger RNA. NCBI's taxonomy places the organism in Eukaryota, Metazoa, Nematoda, Chromadorea, Rhabditida, Onchocercidae. The record is from the annotation of a GenBank genome assembly.
AUGUUCCCAUACAUAUUAUCAAUUUUGUUAAUGUUUACAAUUUCAAAAUUAUCAACAGCACAAUUUAUUGCACCAUAUGGUGCAUUUGGUACGUUUCCAACGCCUGGCUUAAUGAAUCCAUAUUUGGGCCCAUUUGGCGGCUUUGGCAUGGCAUUAGGUAAUGAUCCAAUGCUAAUGUCCAAUAUGGGAAUGAAUUUGUUUGGUAAUCCAUAUUCGAUGAAUCCUUAUGCACCACCAUUUGGUUUUACAAAUAAUGGUAACUCAUUCGCUGGUUAUGGUAUGCAAAAAUAUGGAUCACCCAUGUAUUCAAGAAAACGAUUUAUUCCAGGUUUUGGUUGUUUGAAUCGAUCUGCUUGUGGUAUUGGUUUUCACAAGAAGGAAUAG